This is a messenger RNA of Penicillium canescens, 1818 nucleotides long. RefSeq names its product ferric reductase family protein. The coding region runs from base 1 to 1818 and encodes 605 amino acids. Gene Ontology annotation, cellular component: plasma membrane. Gene Ontology annotation, biological process: copper ion import; iron ion transport; intracellular iron ion homeostasis. The transcript has 5 exons. Gene Ontology annotation, molecular function: ferric-chelate reductase activity. Lineage: Eukaryota; Fungi; Ascomycota; Eurotiomycetes; Eurotiales; Aspergillaceae. The record is from RefSeq and is a predicted model, not a curated record.
AUGGGUGUAGAACUGAAAGGAAAUGGCCAUGGGGAGGCGCCCAUGAACCCUACGAUUGCGGUCCCUCUAUUCGUCGCCGGUGGACUCGUCGCCAUCUUGUUCGCCUGGAAUACCGCCAUUCGCAUUCGACACCGUCAACGUUCGAAAGAGGCACGGGCAGGAACAGACCAAACACAGUUGUCACGGACAAAUCGCUUCAAUGCCUCCCUGAAGAAGCAUCUACUAUACGCUCCGCUAUGGGGUAAUCGUCAUAGUCGCGAGUUCCGGUUCCUCAGACUCCACAUGGGAUCGCUUCCACUGCGACUGGAAGUGAUUUGCCUUUUGAUAUACCUAGGCUUGAACAUCAUUUUCAUCAUUGUGACAGUUGAUUGGUGGAUCAGUGAUUACUCCAUGAAGAUGUUCCAGCUUAAGUAUUCUGCAGGCCAUCUGGCUGUCAUGAAUACACCGGGUUUAGUCCUGAGUGCUGGGCGGAAUAAUCCGCUGAUUCAUCUGCUUGGUAUCUCAUUCGAUGGCUUCAACUAUAUGCAUCGCUGGGUGGGACGUGUGAUCGCUACCAAUGCGGUGAUCCACAUGAGUGCAGUGUUGGCUAACCAAGCCUAUAUGCACGGUACGGAAUAUGUUCUCUAUGCUGUCUGGCAACAGCGCCUCUACAUCUGUGGCCUUGUGGCCGUUCUUGGAUUCAUUUUCAUUGUUGUUCAAUCACUGUCGCCGGUCCGACAUUCAUUCUACGAACUAUUCCUUCACCUGCAUAUUGCCUUGGCAGUGAUGUCUUUCGUUGCCCUCUGGUAUCAUCUGCAGAACCUAUUGCAACAGCAAGUGCUUCUAGGUACAUUAAUCCUAUGGGGCCUCGAUCGCGCAGGUCGGCUCGGUAUACUACUCUGGAGAAACAUUGGCAGACAACCCACAACUGCCACCAUUGAAGCCUUGCCUGGGGCUGUCGCCCGUGUCGAUGUCGCUGUCUCUCGAGCCUGGCGCUUCCGCCCUGGCCAGUACAUGUAUCUCUACCUGCCGUGUUUGGGUUUGUGGACAUCACAUCCUUUCACUGUUGCGUGGACAUCUACUAGUUCAGAUUCUUUGAAUAUGGGCGAGAAGCGCAGCUCAAGUGACUCCCUGAAGGCUCUUAUUGGAGGGUCGGAAACUACUACCAUGUCUGUCCUUAUCAAGGGACAGGAUGGAUUCACGAAGAAACUUAUUCAAAAGGCGGAGGACUCCGCCGAGGGACGGAUCAAUGCUAUGGCUUUGGCGGAGGGACCAUUUGGUGGUAUCCAUUCACUCGACUCGUACGGCACUCUGCUUUUGAUCGCUGGCGGCAUUGGCAUUACACACCCAAUGUCGUACCUGAACGAGGUCGUUGGCACCUUUGCCGAGCAGAAAACAGCUACACGCAAGGUCCGUCUGGUUUGGAUCGUUCGCAGCCUAGACCACCUCACAUGGAUCCAAACAUUUAUGAGAGAGAUCCUUGGCCACGACUCGCUGUCAAGUCCAAUAAACCAGAACGGCCACUCAUAUUUCCAAUUCCCAAAGCUACUACUAUCAAUCAGCCUCCAUGUCACAGCACACAAAGACACCGUGGAAGAAUAUAUCCCCGCACCAGAUACGCCAUGGACUCAUUGCGCCCCUCCAAGUGUACCAGUUAGUAUUCACCAUGGCAAGCCAUGUAUCCAAUCUGUCCUAGAAAAGGAAAAGGCAGAGCAAAUUGGUGCGAUGGCGGUUAGCGUGUGCGGUCCUGGCGGCCUGGGCGAUAGCGUGCGUGAAGCUGUCAGGAAUGUGCAAGGCGAGAAGACAGUUGAUCUGUUUGAAGAGACUUUCUCGUGGUAG